Messenger RNA from Cottoperca gobio, 3032 nucleotides. It is a transcript of the gene ap1m3, whose product is annotated as adaptor related protein complex 1 subunit mu 3. Gene Ontology annotation, cellular component: clathrin adaptor complex. NCBI's taxonomy places the organism in Eukaryota, Metazoa, Chordata, Actinopteri, Perciformes, Bovichtidae. Gene Ontology annotation, biological process: intracellular protein transport; vesicle-mediated transport. Bases 129 to 1613 code for a protein of 494 amino acids. The record is from RefSeq and is a predicted model, not a curated record. The transcript is spliced from 12 exons.
GUGGAGGAGCGGAGGAAGGAGGAUGAUGAUGGGAGUGAAUACUAUCCCCUUUAAGUGACCCAUAUCUCACAGUAGACCUACAUAUUAUCUAGGCUAGUUCUUGUUCUCGAGGAUUUUUCUCCACCAAGAUGUCGGCGUCGGCGAUAUUUAUCCUCGACCUGAAGGGAAAGGUGCUCAUCUGCCGUAACUACAUGGGGAACAUGGACAUGAAUGAGAUUGACCAUUUUAUGCCCAUCCUGAUGAAGAGAGAAGAGGAGGCGGAGAUGACACCUAUGGUCACUCAUGGCUCCUCACACUUCCUGUGGAUCAAACACAGCAACCUUUACUUGGUGGCGAUGACCAAGAAGAAUGCCAACGCUGCCCUGGUGUACUCCUUUCUUUAUAAAAUUAUCCAGGUAUUUAAGGAGUACUUUAAGGAGCUUGAGGAGGAGAGUAUUCGGGAUAACUUUGUGACGGUGUACGAGCUGAUGGACGAAGUGAUGGACUUCGGUUUCCCUCAGACAACUGACAGCAAGAUCCUCCAAGAGUACAUCACCCAGCAGGGUCAUAAAUUAGAGGUCGGCGCUCCUCGACCUCCUGCCACCGUCACCAAUGCUGUGUCUUGGCGGUCAGAGGGCAUCAAGUACAGGAAGAAUGAAGUUUUCAUGGAUGUCAUCGAGUCUGUAAAUCUACUGGUGAACGCCAACGGCAGCGUCCUGCGGAGUGAAAUAGUGGGCACCAUCAAGCUCAAAGUGGUCCUGUCGGGGAUGCCUGAACUCAGACUGGGACUCAAUGACAAAGUGCUGUUUGAAAUCACAGGCAGAGAGAAGAGUAAGACAGUGGAGCUGGAGGAUGUGAAGUUUCACCAGUGUGUCCGUCUGUCACGCUUCGAGAACGACCGCACCAUUUCUUUCAUCCCCCCCGACGGCGAGAGCGAACUCAUGUCCUACCGCCUCAACACUACAGUGAAGCCUCUCAUAUGGAUCGAGAGUGUGAUUGAGAAGUUCUCUCACAGCCGUGUGGAGAUCAAGGUGAAGGCUCGAGGUCAGUUCAAGAGCCGGUCCACCGCCAACAAUGUGUCCAUUCUGGUGCCAGUGCCCAGUGAUGCUGACUCACCAAAGUUCAAGACCAGCACAGGGAGCGCCAAGUGGGUGCCCGAGAAGAGCGUGGUGCAGUGGAACAUCAAGUCUUUCCCUGGUGGUAAGGAGUACAUGAUGCGGGCACACUUUGGGCUACCCAGUGUGGACAGUGAGGAGCUGGAGGGAAAGAGACCAAUCACAGUUAACUUUGAGAUCCCUUAUUUCACCGUGUCUGGGAUUCAGGUGCGUUACCUUAAGAUCAUAGAGAAGAGCGGUUACCAGGCAUUACCAUGGGUGCGCUACAUCACACAAAGUGGAGCUCCGGACAAACUAAAGGACAGAGAUGCUGCUAGACGAAUGGAUAUUUUCUCCCUCUGUCUGUCUUCCUCUCCUCUCCUCUCUCUGUUUCUCUGGCUCCCCUUCUGCAAUGGACAGCAGAGGACAAGCGCAGGAGGACACAUGAAAUUGUUCCCCACCCUGAACGGAUACAAGACAUCAUCCCUUCCUGUGAGACAUUCUCAACUCAGACGGGAAAGGCUGUUGCAUCACCUCUGACCUGUGAUAUUUUUUUAAGGGCUCCACACAACUCCAGCAAAACUUUUAAUAUGUGAAUAAUGAACUGAUAACUUUGUGACACCGUCUGGUUCUGGCAAGCAUUCAAUUCCUCAAUUUUAAUGCGAUGUCCCUCGAGGUUAAUUAAGAGCACAAUUUGGGGGGGAAAUAAACCUGUUUUUCCUCAGAAAGAGAAGAUUUCAAAAAUAUUACGAAAUAUAGAAUUUGGAGCAUUAACCUUUUUUGGUUUGGUUUUUUGGUUCCUUGGCUUGUCCACUAAGUUGUGUAGCUUUUUACCGUGUAACAUGCAAAAUAGUGUGUAGUGCAAAUAUACAGUAACUGAUGAGUCAUUGUCAUUUUCUUUAUUUCUCUAAGGGAUUUAAUAUUGCAGUUGGGUGAUUUUUCAUAAUCAAAAGUGUGCCAUCUCUCCAUCAGAUUGUAUUCUUUAUGUAGAGAAAGUUGUUCAAUGGAGGAUUUUAACCACCACACCACAUCUUGUCACAUCUAUCAGCAUCUUUAACUGUAAGGGUUUUUAUUCCUCAUGUUUUGUCCUUAAUAACCACUUUAUCAUCCAUAUGCUGCACAAUUUAACUGUUAUUAAUCGGCAUCCCUCUCAAAGGCAUUUGUUUUGCCGGAACCUCUUUAUCAUAUAUUCAUUGCCUUAAAAAAUUACUUAUGUAUCAUCACCUUUAGCACUGUGAACAUAAUCCCCAGUGCACUGAAACUAACACCAGCGACCAGAUCAAUGAUUAAUAAGGCACAAUAUUGUCAGAGGCGUUGGCAGUGUAACAUAACACUGUCAACGCGCUCUCAUGGGGCCUCUAACCUUGUCCUUGUGCUCGCAAUCAGCUUGCCGCUUUGAGGCAGAGACUGAAGGAAUGAGCAUGGUGCAGAAUCUUUCGUCAUAUUUUUAUCUGUUGUUUAUACUGUAUUAGUUAGUGCCCCGUGGAAAAUGUUUGAAGGACAAAAUAGUGAGUGGGGAGGGGCAGGACAACGUAAAAUAACCUGAAGGGAUUUCUUUGCAGAAUCUGAGAAUACAGACAAUAUGUUGAGGUAAUUGUUUUUCUGUGACUUUUAUAUACGUAUAUAUAUGUCGACUUCUGCAGGCUCAUAUACUUCUUCAAAGCAGUUAGUGGUGUGAUUCACUCCCUCUGUUGUGCAUGCAUUGCACCACAUCACUUCAGCUGCACUGCCAGCAGCGAAGAAGAGAGUCCUGUGUCGAUGUAUUUCAUCUCUGCUGUUAAAUACAAAAUUGUUUGUUACAAUCAUUCCAAUUUCUUGUGUGGGGACAUUUGUUCUGAGGACCAAUGAGGAUUGCUUAUAAGUGUGUGUUAUCAGGUGUUUGCAUUCAUUUAUCAACUACUAUGUGUCCAUAGGAAGAAAAGGGAUAUAUUUGGAAAUAAAAAAAGAUUUGUAUCUGUU